AUGGCGUUGCCAAUCAGCGAGCCGGGCUCCCGCUCGCGCGCUGAGAAGUUGGUGGUUGGCGGGUGUCGCGCGCUGCGCGGCGCAGGCGGCGGCGCGGCCGGGACGGGGGGGGCCCGUCCCCUCCGCCCAAAGUCCGCCGCCUCCUUCGCGCCCAGCCCGAGGACGACGACGACGACGACGACGACGAAGGGGAGGCCGCCCCGGACGAGCGGCGGCGACGGCACUCCCAGCGCGGGAGGCUCCAGAAGGAAACGGAGGCCGCGCAGGCGCUGGCCGACAUGGGCGGGGGGGCCGAGGCGGGGGGCCUCGAAACCGCCGCGCCCCCCCCUGGCCCCGGGAGGGCGCGCGGGGCCCGUCGAGGGUCGGGCGCCCGCGGCUGCCGCGGGGGGCCUGGAAACGGCCGCCCCCCGGGGGCGGGCGGGCGGCCUGGAAACGGACAUCGCCGCCCGGCGGGAGCCGCCGGCCCCGGCGGGGGGCCUGGAAACCGACAGCCGCCCGCCGCGGGGCGCGUCGGCCCCCGAGGGGACGGUGGAGAGCCGCAGAGACGCCCCCCGGGUGGCCCCGGGAGAGAAGGGGGACCCCGGCUCCCCUCCAGACCUGAGGAGGCGGGGCGGACCGGGCCGGGGGGAUGGAGACGGGAGGGCGGGGGGCGAUGCCGGGGGCGGGAAGGGGCGGGGGGCCGACGACGGGGACCGCCUCCAAGCCUCCAAGCCUUCGGGAAAGGAGGAGGCCGCCGAAGAGUGCGCCAUCGUCUCGGUGGUGGAGUGCGAAGAAGAUGAAGAGGACGAGGAGGAGGACGAGGAGAUGGAGGAGGACGAGGCCGGCGCGCCACCCCUGAAGUUGGACCGCUACCUGGAGGCCCUGGAGGCCGUGCAGCUGGAGCUGGAGGCCGUCAACCAACAGGCCGGAAGGGCCUUCCUCCAGCUCAAGAGGAAAUUCGGACAGAUGAGGAAACCUCACUUGGAGCGCAGGAACCUCAUCAUCCAUAACAUCCCCGGCUUCUGGGUCAACGCCUUUCUGAAUCACCCCCAGCUCUCGGCCAUGAUCAAUGACCGGGACGAGGACACCCUGAGCUACAUGACUAACCUGCAGGUGGAAGAUUUUACCCACGUGAAGUCCGGCUGCAAGAUCAAGUUUUACUUCCGGGGAAACCCCUACUUCCAGAAUGAGGUCAUCGUUAAGGAAUAUCAGUGUGGCUCCUCCGGUCGACUGGUGUCGCACUCGACCCCGAUCCGGUGGCUCCGGGGCCAGGAUCCCCGCUCCCAAGGCCGCAAAACCCUGGAACUGGGGCGCAGCUUCUUCAGCUGGUUCUCGGACCACACGUUCCCGGCUGCCGACCGCAUCGCAGAGAUCAUUAAGGAGGACCUGUGGCCCAACCCGCUGCAGUACUACUUGAUGGGGGAAGGCGACAGCGGGGAGAACGGAGAGGACGACAGCGAGACCGAGAACGGGGACGACUGCGUGGUGAUCGUGGAUGACGACUGUGAGGAGGUGCUGGAAGAGGAGGAGAUCCACGAGAUCAUGGAUGAGGAGGACGGUGCUGACGGUAGCGAAGAGAACAACGAAGACGAGGUAGAGGAAGUGGUCGAGGGGCCGGAGGAAGGGUCUGGACAGGACUCCCUAGGGGACACGGAGGGGGCAGGUACAGGGGAUGAGGAUGGCUGAGGCUGCUUCCCUCCCCCCCUCCCUCCGUCCCUCCGCCGCCAGCCUGCGGUCCUCUCCCCCCGUCCUCUCCCGAGACCCCCUCCCCUCCGCCCCCCGCUCAGCACCGCUGCCUUCCCCUCUGGGAGCGGGCGGGGGGCAGGGCCGAGGGAGGGUCCCUUGUGGUCCCUCCCUCCCUCUCUCCGGGCCCCGGGCGGCGUCCCCAAUUGCACUUGUCGCGGAAACCGAUUUCGUUACACGGGUUCAAAGUUUAUUUUUAUGGUUUGAAACUAGUUGCAGAGUUAUUAUUUAAGGGGGUGGCGGGUGCGUGGGGACAGGGAAAGGGAGACGGCCUCUUCCCGCUCCCAAGCCUUCCCCACGGGCAGAUCCCAACUUCUGCCACCCCAGAGGGCCCAGUUUUUAAUUGUGGCAGCGGAACUAUUUAUUGGGUUGUUUUUUUGUCUUUCGUUUUUUUAAAAUUGCUUUUAUGCCCCCUCGCCUCUCCAGGGGUCUGUGCUUCUGCUCCCCCUCCCACCCGCCCCCACAACCUCACUCCGCAAGUCAGGAUACCAGCACUUUUUCUCUGCUAGCCAGAGGCCGUUGCUUUGGGGACGGAGAGGGAGGAGAGAGAGAGAGAAAGCUCAAUCCCAUCUCUUGGUCCUUCCUCCCAUCUCUCAAUCCCGUCUCUUGGUCCUCCCUCCCAUCUCAGUGUCAUCCUGCCCCCUCUCCUCUAUCUCCUGUCCCCCGCCCUCCCGACCGUCGCCCGCCAUCGAUGUCGCGCUCUCCUCGCCCCUUCAUCGCCUUUGGGAGGAAGCGGGGGCUCUUUCUAUGCAGCUUUCGCACUUAGUCUGGCCCGGGGUCCCUCCCGCUCCUCCGCUCCGUGGGAGAGUAACGUCCCCUUCCCCCCUCACCCCACCGCCGCCUUCUGAACCCACCCUCUUCCUCGAGGGGGGGGAUGGCCGCUCCUCGGUUCCCGCCCCGUGGCAGUUCUCCGGAGCAGUCACCGGGUCACUGGGUCAGACCGGAGAGGGCGGAUGAUCCCAGGCCGCCCCCGUGGCCGACGGGUGUGGGGGGCGGGGGAGGGCAUCGGGCCGUGGCGAGCGGGCCGGCCUCCAGCCGAUCCCGGGAGGAGGCGGGGCGUGAGCCGGCGGCCGUUCACGGAGGCCGGGGCCUCGGCCGUUCCCGGCAGGAGGCGAGGUAGCCGCGAGCCACCCGAGGAGGACCGUUCCCUUCCCGAAGCUUAGCUCUCCACCCCGCCAGCUGGCUUGCCCGCCUGCCUCCCUGCCCCUGUUCUAUGCAAUGCUACUGAUGUGCACAACUGGCCAGGCCUGGCCUUCCCCCUCUUCCUUCCCCGUUGCUGGGUUUGUACAUUUGGUGUACUUGCCGGGAGCCUGUCCCCUGGGGCUUUGUACUAUUUUCUAUGUCCAGAAAGAAAAGCACUUAAUAUACUGAACGAUUUCAAAGC
This is a messenger RNA of Ornithorhynchus anatinus (platypus), 3106 nucleotides long. It is a transcript of the gene TSPYL2, whose product is annotated as TSPY like 2. Gene Ontology annotation, biological process: nucleosome assembly. Gene Ontology annotation, cellular component: nucleus; chromatin. Gene Ontology annotation, molecular function: histone binding; chromatin binding. Lineage: Eukaryota; Metazoa; Chordata; Mammalia; Monotremata; Ornithorhynchidae. The record is from RefSeq and is a predicted model, not a curated record. The transcript has 9 exons. The coding region runs from base 1 to 1665 and encodes 554 amino acids.